AGUUCAGUUCGAGCCUCGCGCCAUGAUCGCCGCCGCCGGCCUGCUCCUGCUGGUCCCCCUCGCGGGCUGCGCCCACAUCGCCUCCCUCAACAUCGAGCAGCACCAGGGCAACUACUCCCAAGUGAUGCCGUUCCUCUUCAACCAAACCACCGAGCACGUGCUGGUCUUCCCCACCUCGGACUCCAUCUACCCGUACCGGGUGAAGGCCUGGAGCAGCGGCGCCAAGCUGGCGAGCCCGGUCCUGGUGGUGGUGCGCCAGGAGCGCGAGGUGAUCUCCUGGCAGGUGCCCUUCGUGGUGGACACCACCAUGAAGGAGGGAGUGGUGCACUUUCACAACACCUCGCGGACGCUCUGCCACAACGACAUGCCCAGGAUUGCCAAAGCCAAGGCCACUUCCAGGAUCUUGCCCAUCCAGCUGUCCCAGAAUUUCAUCAUCGCACUCUCGACUUCGUCGCUGGUUAAUGUGGACAUUUCGGUGAUGGUGGAGGAGGAGCGGGACUUUUAUUUGCAGGAGGGACGGCCGUAUGAGGUGUCCGUGUCGCCGAGCGAGUCAAAGUACUACUACUACAAGUUCCAUGAUAAGAAGAACACAAGUGCGAUGAUUGAAAUCAACUCGGAUGAUGAUGUUUGUUUGACGGUUUCCAUCCAGGAUAGCUUUUGCCCGGUCUUGGACUUGGAUAAGGAUAUUACGUACGAGGGGAAGUACCAGACGAUCAAUCGGAAAGGAGGAAUGACAAUCAGACAACGCGAAUUCCCCGACGGCUUCUUCCUGGUCUUCGUGGCGAAAGCCGACAACUACCAAUGCAGCCAGAAACACUCAGUCCUCCUCGUUGAGCACCGCAAACAGCACCUGAUCCUCGCCAAUCGUACUUCCACCAUCACCUUCACCAUCAACAAGGGCAUAAAUGGCAAAGAGUACGAGAUCGCCUCCUUGGCCACUCUUGGAGCGCUCCUAUCCUUCUGCAUAGUGAGCACCAUCAUGAUUUUUGCCUUCACGAGAUGGGGCACCAUCUCCAAGUUCCGGCCGAGCGGCGACGAGCUCGACGCCGACUGGAAGGAGCCCCCGGAGCCCCCAAUCACGCGCGAACUCAAGCACGAGCUGCUGUCACGGCAAGCACUGACGGUCAACCUCCUGGCCCGCGCCCCAGAGAAGGACAAACGGCGCUCCUACAACUACCUGUGGCACAUUCUGAGCAUCGCGAUUUUUUACAGCAUCCCGGUGGUGCAACUCGUCAUCACGUACCAGCGGGUGGUUAACAGGACUGGCGACCAGGACAUGUGCUACUAUAAUUUUUUGUGUGCCAAUCCGGCCUUUGGCUUGAGUGAUUUCAACCACAUUUUCUCAAACGUGGGGUAUAUCAUAGUUGGGAUUUUGUUCCUAGGGGUGGUACUCCAUCGGCAGACCAAAAUCCCCAACAGUUCGACUGGGAUUCCGGUCCACUAUGGGGUUUAUUACGCCAUGGGGAUUGCCCUGAUCAUUGAGGGCAUUUUGUCGGCCUGCUACCACAUAUGCCCCAGCCAGUCCAACUAUCAAUUUGAUACCAGCUUUAUGUACGUGAUGGCGGUACUUUGCAUGAUUAAAUUGUACCAAAAUAGGCACCCAGACGUCAACGCCACGGCCUACGCCACCUUCACGGUGCUCGGAAUGGCCAUUUUUUUGGCAAUGAUCGGGAUCCUGAACGGCAGUCUAACAGUGUGGAUUGUUUUUGUUGUGAUUUAUUCGCUCUUGUGUGCCUAUAUUUCCUUCAAAAUCUACUUUAUCAGUUUUGUGUUUGAUGGUUUUAAACAACUGAAGCAAAGUCUCAAAAGUAGUAAUAAAGUUGAAGCGAUUGCUCCGAUUCGGAAAAGCCGUUUUGCCCUUCUUGUGAUUGCGAAUAUAAUCAAUUAUGCGAUGUUGAUUACUGGGCUUUGUCUCUACAAUACCGGGGUUACCGAUUUUGGGACGUUUCUUCUAGGGUUGCUGAUGGGGAAUUCGGUGCUGUAUGCGGUUUUUUACACAGGAAUGAAGCUAGUCAAUGGCGAAAGGAUCUGUUUUGAGGCCAUAAUUUACGGACUUUUGGCAAUCGCAGCUUGGGCCACAGCCACUGUCUACUUUUUAGACAAUGCAACACUUUGGACUGUAACUCCUGCCGAAUCGCGCCAGUGGAACCAAGAGUGCAUCGUGAUGAGUUUCUACGACAAACACGACGUUUGGCACUUAUUAAGCGCCCCCGCCCUUUACCUAACUUUCAUGUUUUUGUUAAGUUUGGACGAUGAUCUCGUCGACACAAAACGCGAGGAAAUAACCGUCUUUUAGGUGAUUUAUUUGUGAUAACCAAUUUUUAUAUCGUUGUUGUUUGAAAUAAAUGAAUAAAACGCAAUGUUGUUGAA
Molecule: messenger RNA, 2370 nt
Organism: Tribolium castaneum (red flour beetle)
Lineage: Eukaryota; Metazoa; Arthropoda; Insecta; Coleoptera; Tenebrionidae
Gene: Sira
Product: Sid-1-related A
Biological process (GO): RNA transport
Cellular component (GO): plasma membrane; lysosome
Molecular function (GO): RNA transmembrane transporter activity; double-stranded RNA binding
Source: RefSeq, marked provisional